AAAAUUUGAACUAAACACUUCCUUUUGCCUGGUCAUUCUCUAUUUAUGAUCGUGUCUUCGUUCUUUUCCAUUUUUCCUGGUUAUUUCUUCUCACUCGUAUCCUGGAAUUGAUGCAACUUACAGCUUCACGUGGAGGUUGAAGAUAGAUAUAUUCAUUUGUUAUUUCGAAAAUCAUUUGUUCCUUGUCCAAAGAAAUUAGGUCACAUCGGGAACAACUACCUUGUCAUUCAUUAUCAUUAUCAGUAUUAUUCUUUGCAGUCCGACUUUCAGUGUUAGUCACUGAAGAAUUAUCGCCAAAUUCCUUGUUGACUUCUGCUCAUAAGUUAGCCUCCAGCCAUUUGUUUUGCUAUAAAGGCCACGACAAAUUUACAAUUUUUUCUCCCUUCCUUCCCUAUUUUUAGCUACAUUAGGUACUUGUUAAGCAAGCGCUAUCUAAGCACAUUUUGUAUCAUAAUCUAACUUUCUAUCUUAUCAUUUUUCUACCCCUCCACAAUUCUAAACCUAAACAUGAAGGGAACUAUUGCAGCACUUCUCCUUGGCACGGCCUCAGCGAUGCCGUCACUUAUACCUCGCGAAGAUGCUCCGGCAGCCGAAUCUCGCAAGCUCGUCAUCGGCGCUCCUUUUCAGAUCCUAACUGCCGAUUUUGAUGGGUCAAAGUUCUCCAUAACUGGAAAUCAUACCGCUUCUGGGACAGCACCCAGCUGGCUACUCUUCAAGGAACCAAAUCUUCUGUAUGCUGUCAACGAGAAUGCCAACGACACUAGUCUCUUCACGCUCGACUCGGGCAAGCCGACUCUUGCUUCCGCCGCGAAUGGUACAUCCGGUGUCGUCUUCCUCGAGUUCAACGGCGAUAAGACCCGCAUGGUUGGCGCCGGUUACGGUAGUGGUACUAUUGACGUCUGGGAUGUCUCGGCCGCCGAUGGUAGCAUGAAGCACCUGAAGAGCGUUAUUGUUCCGGGAGAGCCUAACCCUGCUCAAGGAGCUCACCACCCGCAUCAAGCUCUCCUCGACCCAACUGGUCGAUUCUUUGUCAUUCCUGACCUGGGUGGCGACACGGUGCUAGUGCUCGACAGCAAGGAUGACCGGUAUGAAUUUACCGGCAACGCAACCCUGCCUACCGGCACUGGACCCCGCCACGGCGGCUUCAUCUCGGACGGAGACGACCACUACUACACGCUAGCUUCCGAGUUAACUAGCGAGCUGUUCCUAUUCAAGCUCACCUACACCGAAGACUCGAUCAGCUUCAAGCAACUCCAGAAGCAGAGCACCUAUGGCGCCGUCCCAGCGGCCAACUCCAGCUCCGCAGCUGCGGGUGAGCUUGUCGUCGCCGCAAACCAGAGGGAUGUGUAUGUGUCGAACCGAAUCAGCGGCAACGAGACAGACAGCAUUGCACACUUUGUAUUCAAGAAGGGCGCUAGCAAGUGCAGCGCCGCUCACCUCGACUUCGCCGACACUAUUUCGUCCGGCGGCCUGCGCCCGCGCAUGUUCAGCCUGAGCAAAGAUUCCGACCAGACCCUAGCCUUCGUCACGAACCAAGGCGGCGACAAUGGUCUCCUCGCUUUCAAGCGCAACAAGGACUCGGGUUCCCUCGACCCAACGCCCGUCGCUACCAUGCCCUACAAGUCGCUUGUAGCCCCCGAGCUCGCGGCUACCGAUCUAAUGGGCCCGCAGUUCGUGCAGGAGAUCUAAAUAUUAAAUCAUGAGGGAAAUCAUGGAAAAUGCAUUGAAAGCGGACGAAUUUGCAUCGAUGGCGGCGUUUGGGUUUUCGUGAUAGUUGACUA
Daldinia loculata is the source of this 1781-nucleotide messenger RNA. RefSeq names its product putative isomerase YbhE. The record is from RefSeq and is a predicted model, not a curated record. Gene Ontology annotation, molecular function: 6-phosphogluconolactonase activity; protein binding. Lineage: Eukaryota; Fungi; Ascomycota; Sordariomycetes; Xylariales; Hypoxylaceae. The transcript is spliced from 2 exons. The coding region runs from base 508 to 1689 and encodes 393 amino acids.